This is a messenger RNA of Xenopus laevis (African clawed frog), 961 nucleotides long. RefSeq lists its product as uncharacterized. The record is from RefSeq and is a predicted model, not a curated record. The transcript is spliced from 3 exons. Lineage: Eukaryota; Metazoa; Chordata; Amphibia; Anura; Pipidae. The coding region runs from base 199 to 822 and encodes 207 amino acids.
UUUCCCCACUAAAACUCGAAUCGAUCCAAUCAAAUUUUUUAAAACAACUUCCUUUUCUGCCAUUUUUUUUACACAGGAAGCCCUCCAGCGGCCAUUUUAGGUGCAUUUUCUUGUGGAGUCCUCACUUGCUAUUUGGAUAGCCAAGGUGUAGGAGGUGUUUUGGCAGUGUCCAGAUAUCAGGCCGUCCUUUGCCAAAAAAUGGCCCAGCGAAGGAGGAAUGAGGAGGACUUUGAUGAGGAAGACUUUGAUGUGGAGGAGCUUGAAGAGGAAGGAGACUACACAUCCAGCUCUGAGGAGUUCUAUGAAGCCCCGCCACAAAGAUCGUGGAAUGGGUCUCACAGGGACCAGGAAAGGGAUGAGGCUGCUCAGCAACCCCAGGAAAAUGGUGAGGCUGAUGAUGGAGCCCCGGAAGCUCAAGGUCAUGCUGCUGCUCCCGCUGCUCCUGCUGCAGCUAUUAGGGGACAACCACAGGAGGAAGGGCGGCAACUGGGUGAGAGACCUGCGGUGCGACUGGGGGUCGUUAACUCAGUGAUGACUGCCAUGCAGCCAAUAUUUCGGCGGCAGCGCCGACAGGCUCUCUGUAUGAGACGGUGGAUGGCCCAAAUGCAUUUUGAGAUGUGUGAGAUCAGAUUCGACAUCCAUCGUGGAUUCCAAGACCUGUUGGCAGCCCAGCCUCACCAACCAGAGGGCUCUGCUGAGGGUCAAGUCCCUGGUCCAUCUGCUGUUGCUUCUCCACACGCUGAAGCUCCUCAACAUCGGAGAGCAAGUGGGCGUGGAAGGGAACAAGGUCCUGUCCGAGGGGACAAACGUAAACGUUCAUAGAUCCAGUCUGUGUCUGGCACUUUCCAAGCUACAGUGGCCUAAUCAUGCUUCAGGUAUGAUUUUGACUAUUACCCAGCAAUGGGACUGACUCCCAAACAACAUGUCCCAUCAGGACCAGACUGGGAGAAGAAAGCAGCCC